Molecule: messenger RNA, 1458 nt
Organism: Closterium sp. NIES-67
Lineage: Eukaryota; Viridiplantae; Streptophyta; Zygnematophyceae; Desmidiales; Closteriaceae
Source: the annotation of a GenBank genome assembly
CCGCAAGCCUGUCUGCAACUGGUACUUGGUUCCGGUUGUAUCAUUUGCUUGUCUCAGGACCACCGCCACCAUUACGGAGUUUUGGGAUUCUGCUGCUCGCCUGACUGCAACACCACCAUACGCCACCACUUCAUUUUUUCGCCUUCGACCGGAUCGCUCCCUCCGCGAUCUCGAGUCCGAUCCCAACCUAUCCGCGCACAUCCUGAGAACCUCCAUUCAGCCCUUCAUUUCGCCAUCACCCGAUCCAACUGCUAACACCGAUUCGCCAUCAUGAGCGGAAGGCGAGCUGCAGUUACCACCCUCCUCCGCGCUGCCGAGCAGGCGCGUCGGUAUUCUUCGUCGUCGUCGUCCGUGGCGACAGCGCACCAGCCGGCGGUGUUCGUGGAUAAGACGACACGUGUGCUGUGCCAAGGCAUCACCGGGAAGAACGGCACUUUCCACACAGAGCAAGCCAUCGAGUAUGGCACCAACAUGGUGGGCGGCGUGGUGCCUCGGAAGGGGGGCUCGGAGCACCUGGGGCUGCCCAUUUUCAACACGGUGGAGGACGCCAAGAAGGCCACCGGCGCCAACGCGUCUGUGAUCUACGUGCCGCCGCCGUUCGCGGCGGCCGCCAUCAUGGAGGCCAUGGAGGCGGAGCUGGACCUCGUCGUGUGCAUCACGGAGGGCAUCCCGCAGCACGACAUGGUGCGCGUGAAGGCGGCGCUGAUGCAGCAGAGCAAGACGCGCGUGAUCGGGCCCAACUGCCCGGGCAUCAUCAAGCCGGGCGAGGCCAAGCUCGGCAUCAUGCCCGGCUACAUCCACAAGCCAGGGCGCAUCGGCAUCGUCUCGCGCUCCGGCACCCUCACCUAUGAAGCGGUGUACCAGACGACGCAGGUGGGGCUGGGGCAGUCGACGUGCGUGGGCAUUGGCGGCGACCCCUUUAACGGCACCAACUUCGUCGACUGCCUCGAGAAGUUCGUCAAGGACCCGCAGACCGAAGGCAUCAUUCUGAUCGGUGAGAUCGGCGGCAGUGCGGAGGAGGACGCGGCGGCGUUCAUCACGGCCAGCGGCACCACCAAGCCCGUCGUCUCCUUCAUCGCCGGCCUCACUGCGCCGCCCGGCCGCCGCAUGGGGCACGCUGGAGCCAUCAUCAGCGGCGGCAAGGGCACGGCGCAGGACAAGAUCAAGGCGCUAGAGGGGGCGGGAGUGACGGUGGUGCGCUCGCCGGCCCAGAUCGGCAACGCCAUGCUCGCUGCAUUCAAGGAGCGCGGCCUCGUGUAAAGGAUGUGGCUCACAGGGACAAGUCCUCGUGGUUUGAAAUGGCUCCAGAAAGUGGCCUAUCUAGUCUGUACAACAAAUGGUAUAAUCAUGGCAAGUCACACAUAUACUACAAUGCAGUUUGUCAACAAUAAGAUACAUUUCACAGGAUAGGUGCAAACCCAAGCACUGGUGCACUUGAUGACACUGAACACAAUCGCU